CGGCCCAGCAUCAGCUCUAGUAGCCCGCAGAGCAGACACUCACCUCCCUGCGCCGCGGGUGGGCGGGGGAGGCUCCGUGGAGCAGGUGCAGUAUGAAAUUGGAAUUUAAAAGAUGAGUUGAAGACCGCUCUUUAAAAAUAAAGUGUGGACACGUGUCUAAGGAAGAGGAUAUUAAACCAUCCUCUUUCCCUGGCUGCUACUUCCCACGUGCGUUGGGAAGAAGCACCAAAGCUGCCGAGUGACCGUAGGUGUCUCCUCCGUCUCCGGGGCACCCACCCUGGAGCUCCCCGCGCGCUUGAAUGAAUGGGGGAGGACCCGUGCACAUGAAUGAGUGCGGGAGCGAGGGAGUGCGCCGGCAAGCGGGCGGGUGAAUGGCGACCGCGCCGACUCCGCACAGGGGCGCGGGCGCGGGCUCCACUUCCCUCUCCCGCCAGCUGGUGGCCUAGGGAAGGUGGCGGCGCCGGCAGCGGCCCGAGCUGGGACGGGCCGGGGCGCGGGAUGGUGGGGGAAGGGGCGUUCCCGGCGGCCGCGCCUUCCGCGGCUAUUGGAUUAGUGGCCUUCAGGGAUGAGCUCAGCCGGAUCGGCUUUCAGCUGCAGCCUCCCGGCCGGCUGGGAAGGCGGGGAGCGGGCGGCGGCGGAGGAGGGGGGGAGGCGGCGGCGGCUGCAGCAUCCAGAGCUGGCCGCGGCGGCCGGCGCGCCCCGCGCACAAAGGCUCCCAGCCCCUGGGGAGGGCGAUGAGCGCUCCGCAGCGCAGCCCCGGACCUCAGCUCCAACUACCACUGCGUGCGCCCAGGACGCCGGGGAAGACGCAGGGCGCGCCAGGGGCCAGCGGCCGAGGCGCGGCCCGUGAGCCCUGAGCUCGGGACUCGCCGCCCUCUCGGUCCGGCGCGGAGCUUCAGAACGGCUAGAGCGCGGGCCUUGGCGCGCCCGGGAUCCGCGCAGGAAGGCGCUGCCCCACUCCCACCCGACCUCUCGCGCCCUCCCGCCGUGCCCGAGCGCCAACUUCCCCAAGAACGUUCCAACUCCAGGCCACCCUGCCGGGCAGAGGGGGCGCUGCUGCUGGGCACCGGCCGUGAGGACGCGCCCCUGGCCCCGGAGAGACAGCCGGCAUCUUCGGGGUCGCUCGGGCGCCCCUGAGUGGGCGGCGGCGACUGCAGACGGCUCUUCGCGGAGUGCAGGACCUGCCAGCCCCGGCGAUUCCUCCCGGCAGGCGCUCGCCCUCUCUUUUAUGGAGCUUGGGCCCCUGCCCCAGCCCGGUGGAGGCUGUGGAGGGAUACGGUCCAGAAGUCUGGUACCCAGCCCGGCGGCCCAUCCCUGGCUGUGGGGAGCGGCAGCUCCCACGAGGUAGCGGUGGCCUGCAGCGGCCCCCUCCCGGCAGUGAACCAUGGGCCAGAAGCUCUCGGGGAGCCUCAAGUCGGUGGAGGUGCGAGAGCCGGCGCUGCGGCCGGCCAAGCGGGAGCUACAGGGGGCGGAGCCGGGGCGGCCGGCGCGGCUGGACCAGCUGUUGGACAUGCCCGCGGCCGGGCCCGCAGUGCAGCUGCGGCACGCAUGGAACCCCGAGGACCGCUCGCUCAACGUCUUCGUCAAGGAUGACGACCGGCUCACCUUCCACCGGCACCCGGUGGCCCAGAGCACGGAUGGCAUCCGUGGCAAGGUGGGCCAUGCCCGCGGCCUGCAUGCCUGGCAGAUCAACUGGCCGGCACGGCAGCGUGGCACCCACGCCGUAGUUGGCGUGGCCACGGCUCGGGCCCCUCUGCACUCGGUGGGCUACACGGCACUGGUGGGCAGCGACGCCGAGUCGUGGGGCUGGGACCUGGGCCGCAGCCGCCUCUACCACGACGGGAAGAACAGGCCCGGAGUGGCCUACCCCGCCUUCCUAGGGCCCGAGGAGGCCUUCGCGCUGCCGGACUCGCUGCUCGUGGUGCUGGACAUGGACGAGGGCACGCUCAGCUUCGUCGUGGAUGGCCAGUACCUGGGCGUGGCCUUCCGCGGCCUCAAGGGCAAGAAGCUGUACCCGGUGGUGAGUGCCGUGUGGGGCCACUGUGAAGUCACCAUGCGCUACAUCAACGGCCUUGACCUUGCAAACAACCUUAUUUUAAAGAAGAGUUCCUUUUCCACUGGGACAUGACUCCUGGUUCUACCAAAUGACACGGUGUUGGAACUUUGGUGAAGGUGGCCUUUGAUUGAGGUGGGUACUGCUAUUUCCAUUUUACAGAUGAGUUGAUUGAGGCUCAGAAAGUUUGGGAGACUUGCCUAGGUUGCUCUGUGCGUGGGGGAGCUGAUUUGAACCCCAUCUGUUAUUUUUCUACCUUGUCACUGCUCCAGAAGCAGAUUCUAGGGGCGUGUAUAUGCGUGUGUAAGUGCGUGUGUGUCUGAACACAACAGGGCUCCCUGGGUCUACUAAGAGCCAUCUGGCAGGCCAGCCAAGAGAAGGGGCCUCUAUGGAGCAGGGACACCCAUGUGGGUGUCCUCACACUGUGCUUUUGUUCCUUCAGGUUGUUGAGUGAGCCAUGGCUGGGGAUUUGUGGUUCACAGUCUUCCC
Molecule: messenger RNA, 2542 nt
Organism: Ailuropoda melanoleuca (giant panda)
Lineage: Eukaryota; Metazoa; Chordata; Mammalia; Carnivora; Ursidae
Gene: SPSB4
Product: splA/ryanodine receptor domain and SOCS box containing 4
Exons: 3
Coding region: 1385-2128 (247 amino acids)
Biological process (GO): proteasome-mediated ubiquitin-dependent protein catabolic process
Cellular component (GO): SCF ubiquitin ligase complex
Molecular function (GO): protein binding
Source: RefSeq, a predicted model, not a curated record